Symbiodinium natans is the source of this 753-nucleotide messenger RNA. The record is from the annotation of a GenBank genome assembly. Lineage: Eukaryota; Dinophyceae; Suessiales; Symbiodiniaceae.
AUGGAAGCCCUCAGACUUUCCUGUGGAGGUGAUGGCUCCGCGACGGGCGAACCCCCGAAAAUCAUCGGGCAGUGGACGACGUGGACCCAAACCAAAAGUGAGGUUGUCCGUGUGAAGCUCUGGGGCGCUGGAGGCAUGGGUGGGGCACCGGCUCGCCUGGUCCCAGAGGGAGGUUGCCAAGCACGACGGUUGCGUGGUCGUGGUAGGGGUCGCCGCGGUGGAUACAAAGGGCUUGGUACCCGAGCAGAUUUGAACAAUCAUGCCAACCAGAUGAAUCCCAACAACUGGCGCUACUGGUCCAGCCGUGGCUUACAACCGCCAUGGCGUGGUGGUGCAGUGACCGGCUACAACGCCGCUUAUCCGGCCGAUACACCUGUUGGUAUAGGCGUGCCCUACCGGCCAAGGCAGCCAGAGCAAACCACCCAGCAGCAAACACAGCCGACUCCGGAACGGACCAAGCAAGCCAGGAGGGGCUUGCCCGUGGCGGUGGCGCGGCGCUUCGCCAGGAUAGCGCGCUCUGCUGCCAGGAAGUGGGUGCCCAGGGAGAGGCGCUGGAAGGUGACAGACGAGGAUCCGGAUGUAGUCGGUCCUUGCGGGGAGCUUUGGCUUUGCGGUGGCGGUGGCGGUGGAGGUGCCUUCACGGACGAGUUGGUGAACCUCACGGCCGGGAAGAAAUAUGGCGUGGAGGUGCUUUGUUCAGGAUUUGGGCUGUCUGCAGAGUUUGGGUUCAAGAUUUCCGACCAUGGGUGGUGA